Striga hermonthica is the source of this 1893-nucleotide messenger RNA. The record is from the annotation of a GenBank genome assembly. Lineage: Eukaryota; Viridiplantae; Streptophyta; Magnoliopsida; Lamiales; Orobanchaceae.
AUGGCAGCCUCCAUACGCCUCCGCCGUCUCGGCGCGGUCGCCGCCUUGGCCGGAGGCGCCUGCUUCACCGUUCUCAGCACCCCUCCGGUCUCUUCCAGCGACCGUGGAACCCUCGGCCCCACCCUUGCCAGUGUGAAGCAGAAAAUUGCGGACCCUUUCGCCGUUGUACCGUCUCGCGCCGUCCAGGAGUCGGCUUUGAUCGGCUCCAGCGCGGCAAAUCCACUGGACGUCCUCGUCAUCGGCGGCGGGGCCACCGGCUGUGGGGUCGCGCUGGAUGCGUCCACGCGUGGUCUUCGGGUCGGGCUUGUCGAGCGGGACGAUUUCUCGUCCGGCACUUCCUCGAGGUCCACUAAGCUCAUCCAUGGAGGAGUUCGCUAUUUGGAGAAAGCUUUUUUUAACUUGGAUUAUGGCCAGUUAAAGCUAGUCUUCCAUGCCCUGGAGGAGCGAAAACAAGUUAUCGACAAUGCUCCCCAUCUCUGCCAUGCUCUGCCUUGUAUGACUCCAUGUUUUAGCUGGUUUGAGGUGGUAUACUACUGGGCUGGUUUGAAGAUGUAUGAUCUCAUAGCUGGGCGACGCUUGCUUCACUUGUCUAGAUACUAUUCCGCACAGGAGUCAGUUGAGCUUUUCCCCACUUUAACAAGAAAGGGCAACGAUCGGAGCCUGAAAGGGACUGUUGUCUAUUAUGAUGGACAAAUGAAUGAUUCACGUCUGAAUGUUUCAUUAGCAUGUACCGCUGCUUUAGCAGGGGCUGCUGUACUUAACCAUGCUGAAGUUAUAUCCUUUCUAAGGGAUGAGGAUACUGGACGGAUAGUUGGUGCUCGGAUAAGAAAUCAUUUAUCAGGGAAGGAGUUUGACACGUAUGCAAAGGUUGUUGUAAAUGCCGCUGGACCAUUUUGUGAUUCUGUGAGGAAGAUGGCGGAUAGAGAAGCAAAGCCAAUGAUCUGUGCCAGCAGUGGUGUCCAUGUAGUGCUUCCCGAUUACUAUUCCCCAGAUGGAAUGGGAUUGAUUGUUCCCAAAACUAAGGAUGGUCGUGUUGUCUUCAUGCUUCCAUGGUUAGGGAGAACGGUCGCUGGGACCACCGACUCAAACACCAGUAUUACAAUGCUACCGGAACCACACGAGGAUGAGAUUGAAUUCAUAUUAGAUGCCAUCUCAGAUUAUCUUAAUAUUAAGGUCCGGCGCAUGGAUGUUCUGUCGGCUUGGAGUGGCAUUCGACCAUUAGCUAUGGAUCCAAAUGCAAAAAGCACUGAGAGUAUUUCUCGAGAUCAUGUUUUAACUGAAGAUUUUCCUGGUUUAGUUACAAUUACAGGUGGAAAGUGGACCACAUACAGAAGUAUGGCAGAAGAUGCAGUUGAUGCAGUUAUAAAGUCCGGGAAGUUGAGCCCUGCAAACAAAUGCAUGACUUACAACCUACAGCUCGUGGGUGCCGAUGGAUGGGACCCAUCAUCUUUUACCGUACUAGCACAGCAGUAUGUGCGCAUGAAGAAGUCGUAUGGAGGAAAGGUUGUUCCAGGUGUUAUGGACACUGCUGCAGCAAAGCAUUUAUCACAUGCUUAUGGUACUUCUGCCGAAAGAGUGGCUGCCAUUGCACAGAAUGAAAAUAUGGGGAAGAGACUAGCUCAUGGGUACCCAAUCCUAGAAGCCGAGGUUGCGUACUGUGCUCGGAAUGAAUACUGUGAGUCAGUGGUGGACUUCAUUGCCAGAAGAUCCCGCCUUGCUUUCCUCGACACAGAUGCUGCCAGGCGGGCAGUGCCUCGUAUCCUUGAGAUAUUGGCUGCCGAGCACAAGUGGGACAAGUCGAGGAAAAAGCUCGAACUCCAAAAGGCUCAAGAAUUCCUCGAGACCUUCAAGUCAUCGAGAAAUGCUCAGUUCCAUGAUGGCAAACACAUCUAA